This is a messenger RNA of Mesocestoides corti, 777 nucleotides long. NCBI's taxonomy places the organism in Eukaryota, Metazoa, Platyhelminthes, Cestoda, Cyclophyllidea, Mesocestoididae. The record is from the annotation of a GenBank genome assembly.
UUGUGUUUAAUUUUUGUUCAGGGAAAAUCCACAAUUAUUAAUAGUUUCCUUGAAAAGGACGAGACAUCUAGAAAAACGUUAGCUCUUGAAUACACGUUUGGUCGACGCAGUCGUGUUCCUUAUGCUCCGAAAUCCAUUGUGCAUGUAUGGGAACUCGGGGGUGGUGUGAAAUUUUCACAUUUACUUGAUGUGACUGUUUCGAGGGAUAACUUAUCAGUGCCACAAGAACUGUGGACGCACCUAACCCACCUACUUACCAGGACGGUCAUUAACAGAACGUUGCAGAGACUAAACAGUGAUCAUCCUGACCACGAAUUGAGGACUGUUUUUCCAAUUCCACUUGUAAUAAUAGGAAGUAAAUAUGAUUUAUUUUUGAAAUUUAAAUCAGAAGAUCAGGAGCUAAUUUCGAAAUCGCUGAGAUUUGUUGCCAACUUAUACGGAAGCGCACUCUUUUUUGCAAAUGCAUCUGAUGUCGCCAUUACGAAAAAAAUUAAGUCUUAUCUCUACCACUUGGCUUUUGAAUUUGCAAAGCCCAACAGCACACCAGUUUUUGAAAAUGGACCCUUAAAUAUCCUUCCAGGGCAGGAUUCAUUCAGCCUAAUCGGUAAGUGUCUAGAGUUUCUUGUUAUGUAUUUUAAAAUUAAAAAUAACCAUGAACUGGGUGAUACUUUUAGACUUGAGUGCUUCUUACUUGUAUCUCUGUUUUUACUUAUAAAAACUAAAGUGCAUUGUUGGACACGUAGUAUCGGAGAUACACGAAAAGCCGAGCCACAAUAG